UGCGUGUGCGUGUGCGCUUUAGUUACAUCAGUCGCCGUCUGCAAGGGGAGCUCUGAAGCGAGCAACAGAACUGAGCCGAAGUCAAAGGAGCGGAGCAGCAUGCAGGCUAUCAAGUGCGUGGUCGUGGGAGACGGAGCUGUGGGGAAAACAUGUCUUCUCAUCAGCUACACAACCAACGCCUUCCCUGGGGAGUACAUUCCUACUGUAUUUGACAACUAUUCGGCUAACGUGAUGGUGGAUAGUAAGCCAGUCAACCUUGGCCUCUGGGAUACAGCUGGACAGGAAGACUAUGACCGGCUCCGUCCGCUGUCCUACCCACAGACGGACGUGUUUCUCAUCUGUUUCUCCCUGGUGAGCCCAGCGUCCUAUGAAAACGUCAGAGCCAAGUGGCACCCAGAAGUGCGCCACCACUGCCCAUCUACACCCAUCAUCCUGGUGGGCACCAAGCUGGACUUGCGGGAUGACAAGGAGACCAUUGAGAAGCUGAAGGAGAAGAAGUUAACGCCUAUCACCUACCCUCAAGGCUUGGCUUUGGCCAAGGAUAUAGACUCAGUCAAGUAUCUGGAGUGCUCGGCGCUGACCCAACGUGGCCUUAAGACCGUGUUCGACGAAGCCAUCCGGGCCGUGCUCUGUCCGCAGCCCACCAAGGUCAAGAAGAGGCCUUGUGUAGUGCUUUAAAAGGACCAGUGGGACAACAGGACAAGUAAAGGAAGAACAGUAUUUGAAUUUUCAGUUCUGUCUGUAAUGGAAAGCCUUAGUUAUUAAUAUGAUUAUUAUUAUUAUUAUUAUUACAAUAAUGAGCUGGGAUAGGCUCAAGCAUCCCCGCGACCCUGAGAGCAGGAUAAGCGAUGCGGAUGAUGGAUGGAAAAUAAUAAUAAAAUAAUAAUAAUGAUGAUAAUAAUUGAAUGCCUCAUUUUAAAACCCAGUUAAAAGGGGCAUUGAAAGUAAUAAAGCAUGGCAGCCAUAAACAGGCCUAGUUGUAUGCAGGAUGUGGACGCCAUGUUUUAUUUCAUGCAUAUUGUGUUAUAGUUCUGCUUGUUAUUUCAAUUUCAACGACUUGUACAACCAGAUUCACAAUUGUGCCUGGUUUUGUUUUUUUUACUUCUUUUUUCCAUUUUUUCAGCUGUACCUAUAUGUGGCUUAUAGAUAAUUUAACAAAAGGAAAUUAAAAAAUAAAAAAUGAAAAGGAAAAAACCCUUUACCUCAGCUUGAAGUGUUGCUGUUGUGGCGGUAUAAGUGACAGGCCAUGAAAAUGCCUAUAUGGCAAAGGACGCCAUUGUUUUGGGGCGUGAAAGCUGGACGAUAUUGUUUUUUAUAUUCCAGUGAAAUCUUUUAUAAAGCCUGUUGUUUGUUGUAAUAGUGAAAUAAAACGGUCAUGUUAUGAAAAACAAAACAACAACAAUGGCUGGUCCGCCGGUCCGCAGAGCGGCGCUGUUCCUGCAGACUGAGCUGCUUCAGGUGGACUUGGGUCUCCAUCACUACCCAUUUACACCACAGUAGACAGUCUCUCUGUGUCUGUCUGGUUUUGGUGGUGGUUUUGGGAGGUUGUGGGUGUGUGUUUUUGUCCUUUGUG
Messenger RNA from Lampris incognitus (smalleye Pacific opah), 1573 nucleotides. Its product is annotated as ras-related C3 botulinum toxin substrate 2. Gene Ontology annotation, molecular function: GTPase activity; GTP binding. The record is from RefSeq and is a predicted model, not a curated record. The coding region runs from base 100 to 678 and encodes 192 amino acids. The transcript has 7 exons. Gene Ontology annotation, biological process: small GTPase-mediated signal transduction. NCBI's taxonomy places the organism in Eukaryota, Metazoa, Chordata, Actinopteri, Lampriformes, Lampridae.